AUGUCGGAUCAACAAAUGUCUUCGCCCUCAGAACGAGCGGCGUCUGUUUUGCCCGCAGGCUUGCUUGAUGAGGUGCAGCGCCACUUGGAGGAGGUCAAGACGAUACCAACAACCUCACUGGAUGAUAGACUACUCGAUCGUUUCGAUGCCUAUGUUCCUUCAUUGAUUGCAGACUCGCAGAAUCGAUCACUGAUCGAUGGUCUCGUUUUGCAGCUUUCAUCCAUGAUUUCAAGCCUUCAACAAGAUCCUGCGCCCAUAAAUAAACUUCUCAUUCGGCUACUCGAACCGUAUUCUUUUACUGAUGUCUUAGCCUUGACGCCAGAGGUCAAUUUUGCAGCUGGCCUUGAUAUCUCUCUCCAACCCUUCAAUAUAUUGGUUUUGACUCUUCUGGAAAAAGCGUCUCGAUCGCCGAGCGAAGCUGCAAUAGUUGCCGGGAAGGCAGAAGUUGUGGCAAAUCUCAUACGGUUAUGGCUUUGCACGCCAGAGGUUGAAAUCGCCGAAAAGGCCGGUCGAGUGCUAUGGGGCCUGUUGAAGGUGGAUUAUGCAGAGCGGCCAGCUGGUGCCCCGGCGCAUAUACAGGAUGUAGAUUCGAUUGUUCAAAAUGAGGCAAGAGGCCAGGGGCUUAUGUGGAGAAGGAUAUUCAAGGACAAGGAUACCUAUAGCUUGUUCUUCUCCCUGUGCAGCCUCAAAACGCUCGGUCAAGAGGGCCAACUUAGCAAGCGAGACAAGACGCUUGCUCAAGCCAGACUUAUGGAUUUGAUACCAAAGAUUGCUCAACUGGACUGGAAAGCCAUCUCUGAGACGCAAAUCUCAGAGGUUGAGACUGCAUUCGGUCUACGCUCUGGUCAAGCCGGUUUGCUAGACUUCGCCGCCAUCCACAUGGUAGACAUUAAGGACGACGUGCUGAUGCACAUGACCCUCAUCGACUUCUUCUCAAAGCUUCUCCAAGCACGUCCAACAUCAAAAUCUGAGAGCGUAACGCAAUCUUCACCUGGCAAUCAUCCGCUGCGAUCAUCUCACACCCUUGAAUAUCUCAUUUCCCGAGGUUUACACCGGCGGACGACCUCCUUCUACCUUGACCCUGAAAAUCCGCAGCACGACCCAAUAGAUGUCAUUUAUCUCGGAAGCCGCGCUGCAAAUUAUCUCUCGGUUUACGCUUCAACAUAUCCCCUCCAUCUACUUUCUGCCGAAGUCUCAAGCCCGACGAGUAUCGAACGGAUUUUGGCGCGGGUUUCCUCUGCUCUGGACGUGUCGCCGGGUAAAUGGGCCCAGGGGGACUCCCCCAAGAAUGAUUUGCAUCUGCUUGCAUCGCUACCGCGCGUGGCACUACUUCCGCGGUUUGGCUCGAGCCAACAGCGAACCUCUCGUGGCGUGUGGCAUGCGAGUCCGGUCUCUCUUCUUCCUACCUCUCCAGCCAAUGCAGAUGCUCUUAGCACACUUGGGACUAUCUUCCAUGGACCGUCUCGAACGCAGAAUGAAAUUCAUUUCCCACCGCGACCAUCGGAUGACCACAUUCAACAACAAUUCGUCACUUCUGAAGCUGUAGCAGCGCGGGCCCUCUACCUUCUUUACGUCUACAACAAUCAGUCCAUGUACAAGCACGUGGUUCAGCACGCUGAGACUGUGGCGUUGAAAGAAACCGCUCUAGCGGCAAUCGAUAUGCUUGCCAAUAUCAUUUCAGCAAACUGGACAGGCCUCGCAACUUCAGAACCUACCACAGAAAUAGGUCGGUUUAUGCUGCCUUCAGAUGAGCAAAUCAUUUCGCUGCUUCCAAUGUCUUCAAUGCCGACGCCUCCCACCGUUGUCCCUGCUCUUCUCGCGUCUCCCGGAAAUGAUGCGCUGGUACCUUACCUUCUUAAGCCAGCGCAGACAUUUAGCAACCUGGUUGGCGGCCGAGGCGAUACCGAAAGUGUUGCUUACAAGGUCGCUGUCGCCAAGUUCGAUACAUUGAAGCUGUUCCAUAGAGCUUUGGACGACACUUCUGGCGAUGUAGAGGGUUUGACGGAUUUGAUCAGUAUCGUGAAUGGAAGAAUUGCUGAGGGUCCCUGGAGCCCUUCAGGCGAGGUGGGAGGUCGCAUUGGUACUAUUGAGCUAUGA
Xylona heveae TC161 is the source of this 2097-nucleotide messenger RNA. RefSeq lists its product as hypothetical. The transcript has 2 exons. The record is from RefSeq and is a predicted model, not a curated record. The coding region runs from base 1 to 2097 and encodes 698 amino acids. Lineage: Eukaryota; Fungi; Ascomycota; Xylonomycetes; Xylonales; Xylonaceae.